This is a messenger RNA of Neoarius graeffei (lesser salmon catfish), 660 nucleotides long. Its product is annotated as CD48 antigen-like. The coding region runs from base 1 to 660 and encodes 219 amino acids. The record is from RefSeq and is a predicted model, not a curated record. Lineage: Eukaryota; Metazoa; Chordata; Actinopteri; Siluriformes; Ariidae. The transcript is spliced from 3 exons.
AUGGUGGCAGUGAUGCAGCUUGUCUCAUUCUUUCUCUUCAUAUUCAUCCCAAUCACAGUGUCUGUUGAGAUUUUUAAGCUGGUUAACAGUUCUGUUCAACUGGAUGUACAGACAAAAAAUUAUGACUUCAUCGACUUCACAUGGAUAUUUAACAGAAGUAAAAACGUUGUGAAAUACUUGAAAAAUAAUCCAGCUUUCAGAUUCAGUGCUUAUAAAAACAGAGAAGAGUUGAAUGAGAGAAACCUAAGUCUGACACUGAAGAACUUGCAGAAGACUGAUAGUGGACUCUAUGAAGCAGCGGCAUCUGGUGAACAAAACCGAAUUGUGGCCAAGUACCAGUUAACUGUGUUGGAUCCGGUGAAGAAACCAGUCCUGAAUGUCUCUCCCCAGCAAAGCACUGACAUGUGUUAUGUGACUCUCAGCUGUGAAGCUCAGAAGCUCUCAGUCACCGCUCACUGCUACAGUGACGGUUGUGCUACGAAGAAAGAGACAUCAGCUGUAGAUGGGUUCCAUUCCCUCUCAUUGUAUAUCAGUAACAGCAUAAUUAUUUGUAAUCACAGCAACCCAGUCAGCUGGAAAAAUACAACUAUGGAGAUGGAAGAAGUGAAAAAACUCUGCCCUUCUGAUGGUGUAAGCAUGCACACAUACUGCAUGGAGUAA